Messenger RNA from Lodderomyces jiufengensis, 4248 nucleotides. It is a transcript of the gene DNA2, whose product is annotated as bifunctional ATP-dependent DNA helicase/ssDNA endodeoxyribonuclease. Gene Ontology annotation, molecular function: 5'-3' DNA helicase activity; single-stranded DNA helicase activity. The coding region runs from base 1 to 4248 and encodes 1415 amino acids. The transcript has a single exon. NCBI's taxonomy places the organism in Eukaryota, Fungi, Ascomycota, Pichiomycetes, Serinales, Debaryomycetaceae. The record is from RefSeq and is a predicted model, not a curated record.
AUGUCAAUAAGAAAAGAUAAUGAAAAUAUAAAUGAAUAUAAUACAUUACGUUCAACAAACCCUGAAUUAAUAAUGCCUUUAAAAAGACCAAAAAAGCAAUUUUUUUUCCCAAUUGAUAAAUUAACUUCUACAACAACAAUAUCACUGAAUAAGUCCAAAAAUGAAGAUAUAAUCAAACCAGUUGAUAUAAAUACUUUAAAAUCUUAUCCCCAACCCAUAUUUGAAAUUAAAAAAUCAAGUCCCAAGCGCAAAACCAAAAGAAGAAAACAUAUUCAAGUUGUCACUGAUAAUUCUGAUGAUAGUUUUGAUGGUAUAAGAUGGAAAGAAAGUCCUGAAUCAAAAGAUAGUCAAAAAUCUCAACUCAAUGAAUUACGCGUUAUUAAGAACAAGAACUAUGUUCAAAAUUCUUCAUCACCUCUAAAAAACAUCGCACAACUGAAAUCAAGUUUGCAAGAUGAUUCUUCUAAUGAAUUAUUAUCAAAAUAUGGAACAGAUUUCAACAAUGUUUAUAUGAUUUCACCACGACUUGUUAAAAGUCGAUCAGAUCUUGGAACUAAAACAAAUGCUGGUCCAUCAACUCUCAAAAGAACCAAAUCAAGCGAAGGCGGGAGUCUACGACAAAUUUCUGGAUCAUUUCAAGGAAAAUUAAAUAAUUGGAUUAAUAAACUUGGUGGCGAAGAUGAUGAGAAUUUAUCUGAAGAGUCUGUACAAAAAGCAAAAGGAAUCAAUCAAACAAUACUACAUCUGUCCCCUACUGCCAAAGUUUAUAAUGAUUCAAUUCAAUCAAUAGAUCCCUUUUCAGAUGAUGAUGAAGUAAUUAAUUUACAAUCACAAAAGAAGGAAGUAAAUAUUGAAUCGAGCCAACCACAAAUACUAAAUUCCGAGCCAAAUGAUUUAUCGGAAGACCCAUUUUCAGAUGACAUUGACCCAGAAAUUAUAAAUCUAUUAAAUAUAAAAAAGACAAAGCAACAGAUUUUUACCAAAUCAUUUAAAAGUGAAAAUAAUUUAAACAAAAAUGAUUCUGAGAGACCUGCAUUUACUUUGAAAGAAGAAGAAUUUGGUCCACUUGCAUAUGAUAGAUCAAUGCUUAGAAGAUACAAAAUAAAAUCAUUUACUGAACAAGUAUAUUUAAAGUCCAAAAAGCAAAUGAUUUUUGUUGUUCAAACUUUUAAUGGUGAAGAAUCAAAAUUAAUAGUCAGAGGUGAAUAUUGUGAAUUAAAUUAUCAACCAAAUGACAUAAUAAACAUCAUCAUCACCGAUCAUCAAAAUCCGAAUUUGAUCGAUGACACCCACAAUUUACUUAUUUGGAAUCCAGACAUUAUACUUUCAGCAACUACUAUAGCACAACAAAUAUCUUGUCCUAGAAAAAGUGUGAUAACUUCAAGAUAUAAAUUUCCAGGUUCAACCAGCAUUCCUUUAAUUGUUGGAGAAAUUGUUCAUUUAAUUUUCCAGGAAUGCAUGAUAACGGAAACUUGGACUCUAGAAUUCAUGAAUGAAGUUUUCGAUAACAUAGUAGAUCAAUAUUUAGUCAAUUUAUACAGUAUUGAUAAAACUAUUGGCGACGUAAAGGAUGAAGCUACAAAACAUUUUGCGUAUUUAAAUACAUGGUUCACCAAAUAUUAUAAAAAAGUACCAAAUGCAAAUACAAUGAUUGAAGACUGGUUGGAAGGUAACAAAAUAGGUUUUGGGGUUCAAGAUAUACUAGAUAUUGAAGAAGAAAUAAGAUCACCGGUUUUUGGUUUGAAAGGUAAAAUUGAUGCAACAAUUAUAGCAGCGUUAAAAAAUCAGAAAAUAAGAGGUAAUUAUCUUUUCCCAAUGGAGAUUAAAACUGGUAAAGAAUACAUCAAUCAUAGUGCUCAAGCUUCUUUAUAUGCUUUGCUAUUCAAAGAUCGAUAUGAUAUGGACAUUAACUCAUUUAUUUUAGUUUAUACAAAAGAAGAAAUCACCAAAAAAUGUAACAUAAGAAUAUCUGAUGUGAGAUCGUUGAUCAAUUUGAGAAAUCGAGUAUCGGAACAUUUUAAAUCAGGAUUAACGUUACCGGAAAUAAUUAGAAGAUCAGAUUGUGAAAGAUGUGAUGUUUUAGCCGGUUGUAUGACUUUAAAUCAUUUAGUUGAAGAUGGAACAGCAGAAAAUUCAGGAUUAAAAGAAGAUGAUUAUACUAUGUUGACUUUGGGAUUAUCUGAUCCAAAUUUCAAACAAUUUUUCAAGUAUUGGGAUUAUCUUAUAGCAAAAGAAGAAGAACUUAUGGGAAAAGCUAUAAAGCAAUUGUGGACAGUUCCAUCUCAUACACGUCAAGAAAGAGGAAAAUGUUUCAACAAUUUGAAAAUAAUUGAAUCAAGUGAUGAUGAUAAUCUGAUUUUCUAUUAUGCAAAUGUUAAAAGUGAAAAAACGAAUGCAAGACAAUUUUUAUAUACAUUCACAAAAGAUCAAGACUUUAAAAACUCUAAUUUUUUAUCUUCAAAAUUUACGUAUAAUGACAGAGUUAUAAUUAGUGAUGAAGAUGGUCAUUUUGCUGUUACAACUGGGUUUGUAAAAUCAAUUUCAAGACUGCAAAUAGUCAUUAGUACCAAAAGGAGAUUGACUACUCAUGAUCAAAAACUCAAAAAUUUCAACAAAGUUAAUAAUCAAAUGAUUGAGAGUUUAAUUCAUGGUAAACUCAAAUUUCAAGAAAAUGGGAAUAAAAGAUUUAUUCUUGAUAGAGAUGAAAUGUUUUAUGGUUUAGGUUUAGCUCGAUAUAACAUUUUGAGUUUGUUUUUGACUGGCUCUUCUCCUAGAUUUAGAGAUUUAAUCGUUAAUUUAAGUCCACCAAAUUUUUCACAACAAGAUUUUGAAUAUACAGGUGAUAUCAAAUUCAAUGAUUGUCAAUCAGCAGCAAUGGAAAAAGUAUUUUCAGCUCAAGAUUAUGCAUUAAUAUUGGGGAUGCCAGGUACUGGUAAAACCACAUUAAUAGUUGAAAUUAUUAAAACAAUAGUUUCACAUGGUCAAUCAGUCUUACUUACUUCAUAUACUAAUUCAGCUGUAGAUAAUAUACUUUUGAAACUCAAUGACAAAAAGUACAAAGAUCCGAAUGUUAGAAUUUUGAGAAUUGGUCAUCCACUGCGAGUCAACAAAUCAUUACAUGAUUUCAUUCCAGAUUUUAAAGAACCGAUAAAAUCACAAACUCAAUAUCUUGACACGUAUUCAUCACCAAAUGUUAUAGCAACCACAUGUUUAGGAGUUGCAGAUCCAUGUUUUAAUUUAAGAAAUGAAUUUGAUUAUUGUAUUGUUGAUGAAGCUUCUCAAAUUACAUUACCGAUAAAUUUAGGUCCUAUUAGUAUGGCUAAAAAAUUUGUAUUAGUUGGAGAUCAUCAUCAAUUACCACCUUUGGUUUUACAUCCUAAUCCGGAAGUUAAAACUGGUCUUUCACAAUCAUUAUUCAAAAUAUUGGCAGAGGCUAAUCCGCAAGCUUUAUGUGAAUUAACCGAUCAAUAUAGAAUGUGUGAAGAUAUUAUGCAAGUUUCAAAUGUUUUGGUUUAUGACAAUAAACUCAAAUGUGGAUCAGACGAAGUAGCCAAACAAAGUUUAAAAAUACCCAAUCCAACUUUUAUUACAAAUUUGUUACAAUCAAAUAUACCCAAUAAACAUCAAUGGAUUGACAACUUGAUAUUUGAUGAAAAUAAAAAAGUAUUGUUUUUGAAUCAUGAUGAUAUGCCAGCAAGAGAAACUGUCUUUGGAGAAACUGUUCAAAAUCCAGUAGAAGCUAAAUUAAUUUAUCAAAUUGUUAAAGCAUUGGUUUCUUCAGGAGUAGAUGAAGAUCAAAUUGGUGUUAUGUCAUUUUAUAGAUCACAAUUAGAACUUUUGAAAAGAAACUUGUCAUCAAAAACUGAUCUUGAAAUAUUAACUGCUGAUCAAUACCAAGGUAGAGAUAAGCAAUGUAUUAUUAUUUCAUUAGUAAGAUCAAAUGAAGAACAAAAUUCAGGUGAUUUAUUAAAAGAAUGGAGAAGACUUAAUGUUGCAGUUACAAGAGCCAAAUCGAAAUUAAUUAUACUUGGUUCAAAGUCAACAUUAUCUUCAACUAGUAUUACAAAUACUUUUGUUGAAUUUUUGGAGCUGAAGAGCUGGUUAUAUUCACUUCCACAAAAUGCUGAUGAAAUUUACGAUUUACCACAAUCAGUAAACAAUUCACCGAUUAAAAAAUCGCAAAAAGGUUCAGGAAUUUUGAGACAAAAUCCAAUGCUUAAAAAUAUAUUAGACGAUAUCAGUAAAUAG